Messenger RNA from Bombus pascuorum, 2106 nucleotides. RefSeq names its product FMRFamide peptide receptor frpr-18-like. The coding region runs from base 665 to 2044 and encodes 459 amino acids. The record is from RefSeq and is a predicted model, not a curated record. Gene Ontology annotation, molecular function: G protein-coupled receptor activity. NCBI's taxonomy places the organism in Eukaryota, Metazoa, Arthropoda, Insecta, Hymenoptera, Apidae. The transcript is spliced from 7 exons. Gene Ontology annotation, cellular component: plasma membrane. Gene Ontology annotation, biological process: G protein-coupled receptor signaling pathway.
UGAUAAAAAAAUAAAAAUUCUUUUAGUGUAUAUCAGAUAUUUAGCUCUGUUAAAGGAAUUUUCUUUUAAAUAUUACUAUUUUUUUAUAACAAAUACAUUAUUUUACAAUAUUUAAUUUGCUGUAUAAGAAACCUUUUCUUAUAUGUAUAAUAAUAUUAAUUUCUUUCAUUUUAUCAUAUCAUUGUGGCUAUAGUUUAAAAAAGGAGCUUGUCAGAAAGUUAAAAAAAAAUAUACAUAUAUACAUAUAUAUUAUACAAACUCUCAUCAUUGAAUAUGUAGAUCUGUAUUUAAGAGUACACAAAAUGCAGGUCUGUUUCUAGUCAUAUAUAAGUCUUAUAAGCUGUUAUCUGCAUUGAAAUGAUAUUUGCUAAGAAUAAUUCUAUGUUAUGAUAAUUGACGACAGGUGCCUUUGCAGAUCUUAAUGAGAAGUAAGACAUCAUUAUUAGUCAUGGUAGUGAAAAGGUGUUUGACAGAAGGUGGUAUAUAAAUUUUAAGUAAAAACAUAUUUUUUGAGGUUUUCACGGACUAAAUUAUCACAAUUAACACUUAACAACAUAUUUUUUGUAAUAUAUAUUCAUCAUUAAAAUAUGUAAAAUAUAUAUUUUUAGAUAUUACAGUAUAAAAUUUUGUCGUAUCUUCAUAAAGUACAUGUAUAUGUAUACAAAUGGUUUCACUUACCAAUAUAAAUCUGCAAUCCAUGUUAAUGUUAAAUGUAUUGCUACAAUCAAUAGAGUCUACUGAAAUUUCAGUAAAAGAUGAAAUCAGUUCUUACAUUAAAGAAAAUUUAACAUGCCCAUUACCAAUAACAACUUUGGAUUUUCUCUACAAUUUUUCACAAUCCGAUUUAGAAAUUGUAUGGCCUUGUGAAAUCCGUUUUUACUGGUUAUCAUUACAACCAUUUGUUAAAUUUGUACGCUUUUUACUUGGCUACGUAACACCAUUUAUUAUAAUGCUCGGUGUAAUGUUAAAUACUAUUUCUUUUGUAAUAUUAAGUACACCUAUACUUUGUGAAUCAAAUUUGUCACUUUAUUUAAAGGCACUUGCCUUAUCUGAUAACGGAGCAUUAGUAUUUAAUUAUGCCGUAGGUAUUGCAAAGUCACAUUUUAUAUUUGUUAAUAAUCUUUUCAUGGCUAGUAGAUUUCUAUGCAGUUUGAACUCUAUUACUAUGGAAUUCUUUCAAUUUACAUCUACUUGGCUAGUUGUAGUUCUUACAUGGACACGAGUAUUUGCUAUAAUGUUUCCUUUUGGAAUAUAUGGUCGUUAUAACAAUUCUUCGGGAACAAUAACUAUUACUAUUUUGAUAUGUGUCAGCUUUAUAAUAUCAUUAACAAAAUUAUAUUCGGGAGGCUAUGAAACAGACAGUGUUUUUGAAUUUAUACCAUGCCAAAAGAAAAUAAAACCAUGGGGUAGUGCUAUGUACUUUUAUAUUGCAUUAUCAACUUGGUUACCUUUACUUUUUAUAUUUAUUGGAAAUAUUUUACUGAUUAUACUCAUGAAAAAAACUGAAAAAAUUCACUGUCAGUUAACUCAAAAUUUCAGACAUAAAACAAACAAAGUACAUCAUACUUUUAGAAUAUUAUUUGUAGUAUCAACUGUUUAUUUAGUAUUACUAUUACCCCUUGGUAUAGUUGAAACUUUGGAACUUUAUUGGGAUGUCAUUUUGAUUAAAUUUCCCGAUACUGAGAUGAAAAGAAAAGCGGAAUAUAUACACUGGUUAAAAGAAAAAAUGUUAUUAAAGUGGUGUCGCGGUUUAUGCUUUCAUAUAUAUCAUUGGAAUUUUGCAAUUAAUUUCUUUUUAUAUUGUCUGACAGGUGAAAAAUUUAGAAACGUAGUCAUACAGACAUUAAAACGACAUAAAAUUGUAAUCUUUUCAAUCUUUUCUAAACAUAUCAACAAAUGUAUAUUGUGUUCAAAAUAUCCUACACAUUUAAAACCCGCACAGUCUCCGAACGUAUUACUAAUAAGAGCUAUCACGCUUGGUGAACACCCUACCUCUGGAAGUGUUUCUGCGCAAAAUAAUAGUACCACUACUGCAAACACUUAAUGUAAAGAAUAUAUAAAUCAACUUUAUAAAGACUGUUAGCAUUAAACAUUGCAAAAAUGUUU